GUUGUUUACACGUUUGAACUAACCAACCUCACACCUGUUGAUGUGACAGCUUUUGGUUUUCAAAAUCCCUACUACUCUGCGACAGACGCCCAUACUUAAAUGUAAAUCCAAAAUAACUAACAAACUGGCUAGAAUUUGUUCAGUCGAGUGGCUAGGCUACCAACCAGUGAACGUUAUUAAAUACCUGAAACCGUACUGGAACAGCAAGAAGCAAGCACAAGAAAAUCAACCAGUUUACGCAAGCUGGUGACAAAGAUAUUGGUUACGCAACGUAGAUGUGGCAUUAGUUGUUCCUUCCUGGAGGUAUUGGUGGUCCUUAAAAUUACCCCAAACUUUGGGGAGGGCCAUUUCACUUCAGGGAUUUCCCCGAAAUUUUCUGGAAUUUCCCCAAACUUGGGAGCUUUGGUUGCUACUAGACACGUAAGCGCGUUCACAACCAUUUGAACUUUCCGCUAUUAGCUCGGAGAGUAACAACACCGCGCUCAUUGAAGCCAUAUGGGGUUUUAGUUGGGCAGCGCUUAAGGGUUAUCGUGACACUUUUUGCGCUACUUUUUUACUUCUGCUUUGUGCAGUAUAUCUUGAUUUACCUUUGUAAAUUUCGACACUUCUAGAUUGACAUAUAGAGAUUUUUGCAUCGUUCUCCCUCAUAGAUUUCUUAAUUAUUUGAGUAAACUGUCGAAGCUAAACCGAAUCAAUCUAAACUCCUGUUCAUAUUACAGCUACUCGCCUAAAAUUUAAAUUGGUGCUGAAAAACAGGAGACUGCAUUGUUCAGCUUUAAUGCUAUUUGCUGAAGCCGUUGAUAAUAGCAAAAGUCUUGAUGUUACAUAUUGUCGCAUCAAAGAGACAGGAUCGUGUCACAUUAAUGUGUACUCGGAUACUAUUGAGAUUCAGAAUGCCAAUGAAACUCAUCAAGUGACAUUAAAUGGAUUGAAUAUAUCGUGCAUGACAUGCAAAAAUCUUUGUCAAGUUAAUGACAGAACUUUGUCGUGCAGAUUUAAUGCAUCGUAUAGCAGUCAGACCUGUGACAACAUAACUAAAUUAAGUAAAGUUAUGAGUAACCUUACUGCAGCUGAUUCGAUUCUUUGCAAAUUUUGCCAACAGAAGUUAGGAAAUAUAAAAGAUGUUACUUGUACUAAUAACUUCCAGAAAUUUAUCACUCUCGAGGAGGAAGGUUUAUGCAUUGAAGAUGGCUACUUCUGUCAUCCAACUUCUAAAAGCACUGAGGACUUGGCCUCUAACUCCGUUAAUACGCAGACUUUUCCAGUUAAUUUAUAUUUGGCUUCUCCAUCUAGCUGUUUGUUCACUGGUUUAGAACUAAUGACAGAUCGUUCGUUGAUUGAACCACAGUCCAUUCAAUCCAAAGGGAACGAUUUCUUUCAUUGCUCUAGUUGCUUAAUGGCUUUGGGGAAAAAAGUCUUGUCUGGCUCUCAAGAAUACUUUGUAUUUUGGGCUAAUUGUUUAAGUUUACUAAUUAGAGAAAAUGAUAUUGAUGGUGAUUUUAUUGGUUACAUUGAAAAGCCAUUAAUGGCUGAUGAAAUGGAAUUUUAUAGCCUUCUAGUUGAAAAUUUAAUAAAAAAUACUCAAUAUCGUGUUAUUUUAUCAGCUGUCACGUGGGAUGGACCUUUAGACUUUAUGUUACUUUGGUUACCUGACCAAAAAAUAAGAUUAUAUACAACUGCUUUACAAGAUUGUACGUCACCUACAAUUGAUGUAAAUGAGGGUUCAUUAGGAAAGAAUGAACAACACACUGUACAUUCUGUGAAAAUUGAACCGAUUGCUUGUCGUCGUGUAUUUUAUCAACAACUUUUACCGAAUAAUAAUUGUUCAUCGAAUACAGCACAGUUGGUUGAUUCAUGGAGGAAAGAUUUCGGAGUCACAUUAAUACAUAUCCCGUGGGAAACGUGCAUUGGAUUCUCAGCAUGCCUAAGCCAGUUUUCUUCAAGAAUAGCACCACACACACGGAAAUUAGAUGGACCGAUGAUGGGAUUCAUUUCGGGUGCCGUUCCACUGAUUCACUUACCUAACGAUUUGGCGUAAUGUUAUACUCGGAACAUGAUAAUUCUAUUUGAGUGAUAAACUGUCAACGUGAUUUUCUGCUGAUGAGAUAUGAGGAAGGAAACUUACAUGCUUUGUUAUUUCUUGUGUGAGAGAGAGAGAGAGACAAACGGAAUGUAUUUUGUACACUUUAGUUUCAAACGUAUUGUCAAUUACCCUUA
This is a messenger RNA of Schistosoma haematobium, 2217 nucleotides long. RefSeq lists its product as uncharacterized. Lineage: Eukaryota; Metazoa; Platyhelminthes; Trematoda; Strigeidida; Schistosomatidae. The record is from RefSeq and is a predicted model, not a curated record. The coding region runs from base 779 to 2038 and encodes 419 amino acids. The transcript has 8 exons.